AUGGUAACUUCAUCAAUAAAUUGGACCGUUGGAAACCCUCCCUCCACGUUAAAGGCUAUCCCCCAUUAAAUCCCUCUUCUAAUUCUUCAAGCUUACACUCUCUCAUUCAAACUCAUCUCACUUCUGUACUUUCUUCACUCACCAUUCCUGUUCUUUUCUUUUCUGGGUUUCGUUUCCUCUGCCAUUCACUGUAGCCUACGAUGGAGAAUCUGCAAGAAACGCCUAAGGAGGAGCCUAUGCAAUCCGAAGCCACCAUAUCUGAGUGCUGCAAAACACCACCUCAUGAUCAUAAAAUUGAUUCCAAUUCUUUAAAUUCGAUCAAUGAUUUGCGCAAAAGUAGCACCCCAGAUAGACUCAAAGUUCCUAAAGCAUUUAAGUACCCUGAAAGGUAUAGAAGCCCAACUGAUCUUAUGGUGUCACCAAUUACAAAAGGCCUUCUUGCAAGAAACAGAAAGGGUGGUGGUGGUGGUGGGUUGUUGCCCCCUAGCAUGAAUCAGCCUAGGGUUCAAGAAAUAUCUCAGGAUGUGGUCUCUUUCAAGAUUGAGAUAUAACAUGACAUUGAUUCACAAAGCUGAAUGAUCAGAUGGAUUCUUGAACUUGAUGAAUUUAUCUGUAGAGUUAGUCCUGUUGUUUCUAUUAAAUAAUUGCAGCAUUUUUUUGUUUAUGGAAUGUAUUCAUAUAGCUAAAUCUUCUUCUUGUCUUCAUUUCUUUCUUUUAGCGAUUUUGUUGUAUCAGACAAAAAUUAUACAUGGAUCUUGUAUUUCACAUUGAGAAAAGAACAAAGUUUUGAAUAAA
Messenger RNA from Manihot esculenta (cassava), 795 nucleotides. RefSeq lists its product as uncharacterized. Bases 201 to 551 code for a protein of 116 amino acids. The transcript has 3 exons. The record is from RefSeq and is a predicted model, not a curated record. NCBI's taxonomy places the organism in Eukaryota, Viridiplantae, Streptophyta, Magnoliopsida, Malpighiales, Euphorbiaceae.